AUGGCUUACAACAACAGCAAUCAAUAUGCGGGAUACGGCGGAAACCCCUACGGUGACGGAGACAACCCAUACGGCAAUGAGGGCUACGGCCAGGCAAACCCCUACGGAGAUUCCAACUACUCGGCCAUGACUCAGGACUCGCAGUAUAGCACACCGCAGGCUGCCGGCGUACCUGGCCAGGCCAGCGGUGUAGCAGCCACCGGAUCGCAAGCCCCAAUGCACCAAUCCUCUCCUACUGUUCUCAGCAACCAGGACUUCUUGUCGCGCGUCGAAGCCGCCAAAGCCGACAUUCGCCAGUUGACCCAAUACAUUUCCGAGAUUGCCGCAGCCCACCAGCGUACACUCAACAGUCCCGAUGCUUCUUCCAACAAGGCCCUGGAGUCGAUUGUCACCCAGACACAGGUUCUCAACACUUCCAUCAAGGACCAGAUCAAGUUCCUCGAGACAGAUGCUGCCAGAAGCGGUCGCAACAACAACAUCAAGAACAGCCAGGUCGGCCAGCUCAAGACAAGCUUCAAGAAGCAACUCGAGGAGUACCGCAACGAAGAGGCCAGUUAUGAACGCCGCUACCGUGAACAAAUCGCCCGUCAAUAUCGCAUUGUCAACCCUGAGGCCACCGAUGCUGAAGUCCAGGAGGCAUCCAACGCCGACUGGGGCAACGAGGGUGUUUUCCAGACUGCUCUCAAGACCAACCGCUCGGCCACCGCUAGCACCGUGCUUGGUGCAGUGCGUGCUCGUCACAACGACAUUCAACAGAUUGAGCGUACUCUGAUCGAGCUGAACAAGCUCUUCGAGGAUCUCGCCGAGGCUGUCGUCGUUCAAGAACCCAUGAUCCAGCAAGCUGAGCAGCACACCGAAAACGUUAAGAAGGACACCGAGGCUGGUAACGUGCAACUCGACAAGGGUAUCACACAUGCUCGUCGCGCUCGUCGUCUGAAAUGGUGGUGCCUGCUCAUCGUUGUCAUCAUUCUCAUCAUCAUUGGUCUGGCUGUCGGUCUUACUCUUGGUCUCAAGAACAAAUAA
This is a messenger RNA of Aureobasidium melanogenum CBS 110374, 1023 nucleotides long. RefSeq names its product t-SNARE. The record is from RefSeq and is a predicted model, not a curated record. Bases 1 to 1023 code for a protein of 340 amino acids. Gene Ontology annotation, molecular function: SNARE binding; SNAP receptor activity. Lineage: Eukaryota; Fungi; Ascomycota; Dothideomycetes; Dothideales; Saccotheciaceae. Gene Ontology annotation, biological process: intracellular protein transport; exocytosis; vesicle fusion. The transcript has 3 exons. Gene Ontology annotation, cellular component: plasma membrane; SNARE complex; endomembrane system.